This is a messenger RNA of Trichomonas vaginalis G3, 864 nucleotides long. Its product is annotated as DNA/RNA polymerases family. The transcript has a single exon. Lineage: Eukaryota; Parabasalia; Trichomonadida; Trichomonadidae. The annotation marks the transcript as partial. The record is from RefSeq and is a predicted model, not a curated record.
AUGUUGAACGAAAGUCUUAUGUUCGGAAAAGGCAAGUGCAACAUUGUCAGAGCUGUAAACAUUCUUUUCGAGAAAGGUUUGUUGGAACCAAUUCCAGAUGACAAGCUGACAGAAACUUUUGUACCAAAAGACGAAACAAACUUUUCAUUGUUAGCAAGACCAAAAGUUGUUCCAGACAAAGUUAUAGCACAAAAGAAGUACACUGUUCCAAAAGGAGUUGGAUUGUUCGGAUACCAACCUGAACCAGAAGAACUUCCAAUGAGGUUGCAAGAACUUCAAGAUGCUAUAAACAAACUUCCAUUGAGACAUCCAAUUGACGUCAAAUUGUAUUGGAGAGCAUCGGAGUUAGGUCAGAAGGUUUUAUAUGAAACAGGUUGCUUCGACGAUGUUUAUGAGAUAGCAGGCGAAGUUUCUCAGAAGAUAAGAGACUCACUUGAAUUUCCACGAACUGGACCCAUUGGUUGCGACAAGUUCGACUCAAACGAAAAGAUAUACUAUGUCGACCUUAACGCUGCAUACAUGAGGUUCGUCCAAUAUAUCCCGACUGGAAUUCCAAACGAAGACGGUGAGUUCCCAGGAAGGAACUAUACAGUUGGAAAAGUCAUACAACAACUGUAUGAUAUUAGGAAAGCUUCAAACCCCAAACUUGCAAUGACACUCAAAUUGCUUAUGAAUUCGACAUGGGGAUAUUCCAUUAAGAAACCUCAAGAGAUGAAGAGUAAACAUUAUGAGAAGGUCGACAACUUUGUUGAAAGGUUUUCUCCUUUUGUUUUGAAAUACGAGUUCACCGAAGGUCAAGGUGGCUCAGUAACCACAGUAAAACCUAUUGUCGAACAUUGGUCUUAUCCUCAGUUCGCAAAGGCA